CGGGCGGCUGGCGCUCAACUCAAGGAACCGGCACCGGCAGCGGCCCGGUCCUGCCACAGGCGUCGGGCGGCGCGGGGCGGGGCCCCGGGCCGCUGCUCCCAUUGGGCCUCGCGGGCGCCCACUGCCGGCCAGGUCCCGGCGUGCAUCGGGAGGCCCGCCCCGCAGGCGCGCUGCAUUCUGGCUCUCGGCAGGCGGCCGCUGCGGCGCUUGCGUCCUGGCCCUUCGGAGGCGGAGGCGGACCGGGAGCUGGAGUGCAGCAGUCCGAGAACCCUCCACGGCGCGCGGCCGCCGCUCCGGGACGUGGAGUACUGUAGUGUUCUAAGAACAGAAGCAUCCAGGCUGAAUGGAAUUUAGCUUCAAAAAAAGUCCUGUUUCUGUUCAGAAAGUUGUAAAGUGCAUAAAGAUGAAGCAGGCACCAGAAAUCCUUGGCAGUACAAAUGGAAAGACUCAGAACUGUGAAGUGAAUCGCGAAUGUUCUGUGUUCCUCAGUAAGGCCCAGCUUUCUACCAGUCUGCAGGAGGGGGUCAUGCAGAAAUUUAAUGGCCAUGACGCGCUUCCCUUUAUCCCUGCUGAGAGGCUGAAAGAUCUAACCUCCCGUGUAUUUAAUGGAGAACCCGGUGCUCAUGAUGCCAAAUUGCGUUUUGAGUCCCAGGAAAUGAAAGGAAUUGGGACGCCACCUAACACCACCCCUAUCAAAAAUGGCUCUCCGGAAAUUAAGCUGAAGAUCACCAAAACGUACAUGAAUGGAAAGCCUCUCUUUGAGUCUUCCAUUUGCGGUGAUGGUGCUGCUGCCAUGUCCCAGCAUGGAGAAAAUGCGCAAACACCAGCAAACAAGGCGAGGAGGAGCAGGAAGAGAAGCAUAAAGUACGACUCCCUUUUGGAGCAGGGCCUUGUUGAAGCGGCUCUGGUGUCCCAGAUCUCCAGUCCCGAAGACAGGAAGAUUCCAGCUAAGAAAGAGUCCUGUCCAAAUUCCAACCGAGACAAAGACCACCUGCUGAAGUACAGUGUUGGCGAUCUGGUGUGGUCCAAAGUGUCUGGCUACCCUUGGUGGCCAUGCAUGGUCUCUGCUGACCCUCUCCUCCACAGCCACACCAAACUUAAAGGUCAGAAAAAGAGUGCACGCCAGUAUCACGUGCAGUUCUUUGGUGAUGCCCCGGAAAGAGCAUGGAUAUUCGAGAAGAGCCUUGUAGCUUUUGAGGGAGAAGGACAGUUUGAAAAGCUAUGCCAAGAAAGUGCCAAGCAGGCACCCACGAAAGCUGAGAAAAUUAAGCUGUUGAAACCUAUUUCAGGGAGACUGAGGGCCCAGUGGAGGAUGGGCCUCACUCAGGCGGAAGAAGCCUCAAGCCUGCCGGUGGAGGAGCGGAAAGCCAAGUUCACCUUCCUCUAUGUGGGCGACCAGCUUCAUCUCAACCCUCGUGCAGCUCAGGAGGCAGGCAUCGCUGCGGAGUCUCUGGGAGAAGUGGGGUCCUCAGGAGCCACUGAAGAAGCUUCUGGUGACCCCAAGUCCAUGAGGGAAGAGGUCGUUCCCAUCAAGAGGAGGAGGAGAGCCAAGCUGUGUAGUGUUGCUGAAAACCGAGAAGGUGACCCUGGGACUUGUCCUCAAAAGAUGGCAGAGGCUGAACCCAAGAGAGGGCUAACGUCUCCUCCUGGGAGGAAGAAGGCCACAGCCUCCACCCCUCGAAGCAGAAAAGGGGAUGCGGCAUCCCGGUUUCUGGUCUUCUGUCAAAAGCACAGGGACGAGGUAGUUGCCGAGCACCCAGAUGCCUCAGGCGAAGAGAUCGAGGAACUGCUUGGAUCCCAGUGGAGCAUGCUCAGCGAGAAGCAGAGAGCGCGCUACCACACGAAGUUUGCCCUCGUGGCCUCUUCACAGGCUGAAGAAGACACUGGUGACUUAAGUGGGAAGAGAAGAAGCCACAGCAAGAGGACACAGGGCCCAACAGAGGACACUGAGGCAGAGGACACACCCCGGAAAAGGCUCAGGACCGGCAAGCGUGGUCGGCAGAGAGAGUCGAUCCCAGACAGAAUGGCCCGAAUGAGCUCCUGCAAGGCAGCAGAGCCGGCCUCCUUGCCCAAGGGCCAGGCAGCAACGAAACAUCUGUCCGAUGCAUGCAAGCCACUGAAGAAGCGGAAUCGGGCAUCCACAGCAGCGUCGUCCACUCUUGGGUUUAGCAAAAGCUCAUCUCCUUCUGCAUCUUUAACUGAGAAUGAGGUCUCGGACGGCCCAGGAGACGAGCCCUUGGAGUCCCCAUAUGAAAGCGCAGAUGAAACCCAGACCGAGGUGUCCGUGUCGUCUAAGAGGUCGGAGCGUGGCGCAGCCGCCAAGAAGGAGCAUGUGUGUCAGGUGUGCGAGCAGACCGGCAGCCUGGUGUUCUGCGAAGGGCCCUGCUGUGGAGCCUUCCACCUCUCCUGCCUCGGCCUCUCCCGGAGACCAGAAGGGAGGUUCUCCUGCAGUGAAUGUGCUUCAGGGGUUCACUCAUGUUUCGUGUGUAAGGAGAGCAAGGCAGACGUUAAGCGCUGUGUCGUAUCACAGUGUGGGAAGUUUUACCACGACACAUGUGUGAGGAGGUUCCCCCUGACCGUGUUUGAGAGCCGCGGCUUCCGCUGCCCCCUCCACAGCUGCGUGAGCUGCCAUGCUUCCAACCCUUCCCACCCAAGACCCUCAAAAGGGAAAAUGAUGCGCUGCAUCCGCUGCCCCGUUGCCUAUCACGGAGGGGACACUUGUCUGGCGGCGGGCUGCUCAGUGAUCGCCUCCAACAGCAUCAUCUGUACAGCCCACUUCACUGCCCGGAAGGGGAAGCGGCAUCAUGCCCAUGUCAACGUGAGCUGGUGCUUCGUGUGCUCCAAAGGGGGAAGCCUUCUGUGCUGUGAGUCCUGCCCAGCGGCCUUCCACCCCGACUGCCUCAACAUCGAGAUGCCUGAUGGGAGCUGGUUCUGCAACGAUUGCCGGGCGGGCAAGAAGCUUCACUUCCAAGACAUUAUUUGGGUUAAACUUGGGAACUACAGAUGGUGGCCGGCAGAAGUUUGCCAUCCCAAAAAUGUUCCCCCAAAUAUUCAGAAAAUGAAGCACGAGAUUGGAGAAUUCCCUGUGUUUUUCUUUGGGUCUAAAGAUUAUUACUGGACGCAUCAGGCGCGAGUGUUCCCGUACAUGGAGGGGGACCGGGGCAGCCGCUACCAGGGGGUCAGAGGGAUCGGAAGAGUCUUCAAAAACGCACUGCAGGAAGCUGAAGCUCGUUUUCGUGAAGUCAAACUUCAAAGGGAAGCCCGAGAGACGCAGGAGAGCGAGCGCAAGCCCCCGCCUUACAAGCACAUCAAGGUGAAUAAGCCUUAUGGGAAAGUCCAGAUCUAUACAGCUGAUAUUUCUGAAAUCCCCAAGUGCAACUGUAAGCCCACGGACGAGAACCCCUGUGGCUUCGAUUCGGAGUGUCUGAACAGGAUGCUGAUGUUCGAGUGCCACCCGCAAGUGUGCCCUGCAGGAGAGUUCUGCCAGAACCAGUGCUUCACCAAGCGCCAGUACCCCGAGACCAAGAUCAUCAGGACCGAUGGCAAAGGAUGGGGCCUGGUCGCCAAGCGGGACAUCAGGAAGGGUGAGUUUGUGAACGAGUACGUCGGGGAGCUGAUUGAUGAGGAGGAGUGCAUGGCGAGGAUCAAACACGCCCAUGAGAACGACAUCACGCACUUCUACAUGCUCACCAUAGACAAGGACCGUAUAAUUGAUGCUGGCCCCAAAGGAAACUACUCCCGAUUCAUGAAUCACAGCUGCCAGCCCAACUGUGAGACACUCAAGUGGACGGUGAACGGCGACACACGGGUGGGCCUGUUUGCGGUGUGUGACAUUCCUGCAGGGACAGAGCUGACCUUUAACUACAAUCUCGACUGUCUGGGUAAUGAGAAAACAGUCUGUCGGUGCGGGGCCUCCAAUUGCAGCGGGUUCCUUGGGGACAGGCCAAAGACCUCGACAGUGCCUUCCUCCGAGGAGAAGGCCAGGAAGACCAGGAAGAAGCCCAGGAGGCGCAGAGCCAGGGGCGACGGGAGGAGGUCGGAGGAUGAGUGCUUCCGGUGCGGCGAUGGUGGCCAGCUGGUGCUGUGCGACCGCAGGCUGUGCACCAAGGCCUACCACCUGGCAUGCCUGGGCCUGGGCAAGCGGCCCUUCGGGAAGUGGGAGUGUCCAUGGCAUCACUGCGAUGUGUGUGGCAGGCCAUCCACUUCAUUUUGCCACUUUUGCCCCAAUUCGUUUUGCAAGGAGCACCAAGACGGGACAGCCUUCGGCUCCACCCAGGAUGGGCGUUGGUACUGCUGCGAGCAUGACCCAGGGGCAGAGCCCGUCCGCAGCGCCAGUACUGAGAAGUGCCUGGAGCCCCUGGAGCUGAAGGGGAGGCGGCGUCGGCGUCGGCGGCGUCGGCGGGUCAUGGAAGGCAAAUAGCGCCAGGCACUGGCCUGGCCACAAGCCAGCCUACUGCAUGGGCCGCCUGGAGGACCCAGCUGGAAGCCGCACGUCAGAGGAGGCCUCCCUGGGUGAGCGCCUCCCCCCACUGAGCCACCUCAGCAGCCCUGCUGCGUCUGCACUGACAGCCAUCUGAGCCACGUGGCUCGGAAGGUUCCAGGACAAACAAGCCUUACUACACAGCAUUACCGCUACACUUGAAUUUCUACGAAUGUCAAGGCUCCCUCCUGCUCUAUUUUUUUUAGGUUAAUUAUGCUUGAAAAUUGGCAUAUGAAAUGUUUUUAUGUCACCUGAAAUGUAGGAAGUAGUAGUUUUGCUGAAGGAUCACUAUUCUCUCUUUACCCUUAACUAUGUUACUCGGCCUGCUUACCUGUUGUCACUCAGGAGAGCCCAGGGUAGGGUCUGGGCAAGACUCAGACCUGGAUUCCUUGGAGACCAUGAUUUUGACCAUUAUUUCACUCUUAAGAAACAGUUGUCUACUUUCUGUGCUAAUGUGAAAUCCUUUCUCACAAUGCUCCUUCCUGUCUGGUGAGAGGCCGGCCCCAGGAACCAUGACGGUAAGAGUGGUGGGAACUUCCCCCAUAGUCCCUCUCGGGAUGGAUCUGAACUAAGUGCUGGCAGGCUGGCCUUGCACAUGGACGGUCGCGCUGAGCCACCUUUCCCUCUGAAGCUGGCCACUUCUCACCUGGGCCUAUCUCCUGAGCACUAGGUUCUUAUACCAGCAUUUGGGGGAAGACUGUAUAUUUUUUUCACUUGGUUUUUCUUUACCAGUUUCUCACUUUUAUCCUCAAUAUAUUUUUUGCUUAACUUGUUUUACAAAUUACCACUGGCUGCAGUGUACUCACCGAUGCGACCCUGAGUUCACACAGAAGAGGAGGAGCCUGGGAGGGGGCGUGGCCCCGUGGGGUGCCCCUGGAGGUGGUCACUUGGGAACAAUGGUUUUAAGUCAUGUGCUGCCCUGCACACCUGAGAGAUAGGCCAGCAGGGCACUGCCAGGUUCCCCUUGGGGCCUAGACCCAGAGCACGUGGGAAAUGUGCUUUCCCAGAAAAUGUCCUUUUCAAGGGUUGGAGAGAGACUCCAAGUUAGAACUUCUGCCACUUCAUCCUGCUUUGUGGGUCUGUCCACGGAAACCUGGCCAAAGACGUCUGUAGGCUCUGGUCUCGUGCCACACUUCUGGGAAAGGUUGAGCUCUAUGGAACUAGAUCUUCUCUUUGGGAAUUCUCUUCAGCCUGGGGAGUUGGGAGCAGCUGAGAAAAAUGGAGCGCACCGGCCAGGCGCCCAGGCGCCCAGGCACACAGGGAGGGAGUGCAGAGGACUGGGCGCACCUUCUCAGCUGCUCCCUAGCAGGAUUUGAGUAGUGCCCCUGCUGCGCAAAGCAUGCUCACGGCCAUUCACAGACACGGUCCUCAGCCUGUCCUCGGUGUCACUGCCAUCGCCUGGUAGAACUGCUGGGUGUGCACGGACCUGAGGCCCUCCUCCCACCCUGCUCCUCCUUGGCUUUGUGGCCAAGCACUCUUGGAGCGCUCCCUGCCUGUGGCCAUCCCAUCAGGACCCUGGAAACAGUGACCACACCUAGCACCAAAUGGAAGGACAAGAGGCUCGUCACCUGCUGACAGCUCAUGCGUUAAGGGGCUUAGUUAUCUGUGGAGACACACCUGCUGGAUAAGACACAGGAACUAUGGAGUAUCUGGAACUCUGAUUUCUCUCAAGUUAAGAAAAUGCUCGACUGAUUUGCAGAUUCAUGCUCCUGGGCCCUAAGUUUGCAAAGCUGUUCUGGUAAUGGGCCUGCAGAGGCUGGGAAGCACCCUACAACUACCCGGUUUGGGGCUGGGCUAAGGGGCAGCCAAGGCCUGGCAGAGGUGUGCUGCCAUGGCUGUGGCCCUGCUCUUUGGGGCCAAGGGCCCCGGCAUAGGCUGGUGCUGCUGCUUGUCCUCUCCUACCAGCUGAGGAGUGUGUCCAUCAGUCAGACAUCAGACUGGCUUUGCAGUGCACUUUGGGGAGCAGAUUAACUUACUUUUGUGUUUGACAAUAGGAAAAUCUUGUGAUUUUUGAGUUACUUUGAUAUUUCCAAAUUCCUUUGCUAUCUUUCUGAAGCAAAUACUGGAAAAAUUACUUUAAAUGAGGAUGCCCUCUUUCCAAAACCUGUUGGACUAAUGAGCAAACAACACUAACUUGAGAACCUCUAAAAAGCCCAUUUAUGAAUCUGUGCAGGACAAGCCUUUGGAACAGCAGCUGAGCUUGAAGGGCCUUCUGCAACCCUGGGGCACAGCCCUGCCUGUGGCCUUGAUGGGGAGGCUGCAGUGUCAGCUGCCUCAGGGCCUGGCCUCUGUGGCCAUCAGCUCAGUCCUUUGUCUCCAGGAAGCAGACACAAAACAACCCCAGGACUUCUCGGCAUCGGGACAGACCAGGGCCUGCACCAAAAACUGCACCCGCGCCAGCACUGACCUCUGGGGAUGUGGGCGCCGCUCAUACUGUGCAGGUCAUAGGAUGUGUCCAGCUUGGCGGUCCUCAAGUGCGACCGCUGCAGGGGGAGGCCUGGCACCCACGCGCACAGAAAGCACGUUUGUCCUGUCCUCCAAGGAGCUGUGUGGGCACCCAGCCGCGCCUGGUUCCCGGGCCCCACACACUCAGGGCUGCGCUUCUGGCACCUUCGAAGUAUUUAUCUUGACAUAGAAACCGUAAUGUGUGCAGCGCCCAUCUUCCAGAGCUACCUGAUUGUCAGGAAUUAAAGACAAGCCUGUUUUAAUGAAAGUUAAUGGAAACACCUCAGUUGCCAGAUUCUUAACCCUGAGAGAAGCACAGUCUCUCACAAAUGUUAGGAGAGUGAUGCCCAUGGGUGUCCCAGUGUCCACUAUACCCCGAGCAGGUGUGAGAUGCCUGUCAUAAAUGAGCCAUGACCAUGCCUAUUGGUGCCUGAACCUCACACAGCGUGCAGCCAGGCUCCUGCCUGGAAUACUGGGCACUCAGCAGCUCUGACAGACCUACAAAGACUUGGAACCCACUUUGGGGCAGAGAUGCUGAAAUGUAGAUUGGAGAAUUGCCAGCUGGGGCAAAGUAGCAUUUAAAGCAGGAAGUUGUGUUUGGAAAAUUGUGUAUGAGUAUUUUUGUAUUAAAAACAUCUUAAAGGC
Molecule: messenger RNA, 7570 nt
Organism: Manis javanica (Malayan pangolin)
Lineage: Eukaryota; Metazoa; Chordata; Mammalia; Pholidota; Manidae
Source: RefSeq, a predicted model, not a curated record